UCCCCCGCCCUCUUCCUCGCCUUCCCCGCUGGAGCGAUGCCCGCUUGCUCGCUGCCUGCCCAGCCGCAGUGAGCAGUCUGGCUAGCUUGGGAGCAGCCUUUGUCUCUCGCCGCCUGCCUCGCAAGCGCUCGCUCUCUCGCCGCCGCCGCCGCCACUAUGAAGGUUUUGGGACAUAAGAUAGAAUUGCUGACAGGACUUUUGCUGCAGGAAGUGACCAUGGCUGGCCUGCAUGAGCAGCGAUUUACAGAAGAGAAGCCACUGCUUCGGGGGCAGGACACUGAGCUGGAGAAUUCAGAUACUUUCCUCUCUGCAGUGAACACAGACUGGAAGGAGCACGAUAUCGAGACUCCAUAUGGGCUGCUGCAUGUCGUCAUUCGGGGGUCCCCGAAGGGAAAUCGCCCGGCUCUCCUGACGUACCAUGAUGUGGGACUCAAUCACAAGCUUUGCUUCAACACUUUCUUCAACUUUGAGGAUAUGCAAGAGAUCACCAAGCACUUUGUCGUCUGCCAUGUGGAUGCUCCUGGGCAGCAGGCGGGGGCCUCACAGUUCCCUCAGGGGUACCAGUAUCCUUCCAUGGACCAGUUAGCUGCCAUGCUGCCCAGUGUCGUCCAGCACUUUGGGUUCAAGUGUGUGAUCGGGAUUGGUGUGGGAGCAGGCGCCUAUGUCCUUGCCAAGUUUGCUCUGAUCUUCCCAGAUCUGGUUGAAGGCCUUGUUCUGGUCAAUGUGGACCCCAAUGGCAAAGGUUGGAUUGACUGGGCAGCCACCAAGCUCUCUGGCCUGACUAGCACAUUGCCUGACACAGUUCUGACUCACCUGUUCAGCCAGGAAGAGCUGGUGGGGAACACAGAGCUUGUGCAAAGCUAUCGGCAGCAGAUCAGCAGCAUGGUGAACCAGUACAACCUCCAGCUCUUCUGGAACAUGUACAACAGUCGCAGAGACCUGGACAUUAACCGACCUGGGAGCAUCCCGAACGCCAAGACACUCCGCUGCCCAGUGAUGCUGGUGGUGGGUGAUAAUGCACCGGCCGAAGAUGGCGUGGUUGAAUGCAACUCCAAACUGGAUCCAACCACCACCACUUUCCUGAAGAUGGCUGAUUCUGGUGGGCUCCCUCAAGUCACACAGCCUGGAAAACUGACGGAAGCAUUCAAGUACUUCCUUCAAGGGAUGGGCUACAUUGCCUACCUGAAGGACCGAAGGCUGAGUGGAGGAUCAGUGCCCUCUGCCAGUAUGACGCGCCUGGCCCGCUCCCGCACGGCUUCCCUCACCAGCGCCAGCUCUGUGGAGGGCGGGGGCAACCGCCCAAGAGCCUGCACCCACUCGGAGAGCAGCGAGGCCAUGGGGCAGAUCAACCAUACCAUGGAGGUGUCCUGCUGAGCGCCUCCACCUUACUCCUCCUCGCCGUCUUCUUCACGGGUGACCUCGAGGGCCCACUCAUCCAGCCACUCUCCAGCUGGCUCCAUCCCCUGCGGCUUCCUGUGGCUUUAAUUUCUUUUGCCGUCUUUCUUUUCCUUUCACAUUACGGAAUACUAAGUUGGGAGGGGGGCAUAGGGAGAGUGGGAAGCAGCAGCAGUAGCAGCAGCUUGAUGUCAACAGCCACCUCCACCCAUAGGCCCAGGUACCAUUUUGAACCAGGGAGAUUCCCUUGGGUUGGUUUCUAGCUGGCUUGGAAGUGGCAAGCAUGUCCCUCUGCACAGCUUGAGGCAAGGCGAGCAGGAGGGAUGUUUUACACCUGCCUAGCCCAGGUGCCUCUUCUCCAGAAAAGCCUAUAACCCAGUGAGUCAGAAGGGGGAGAGUGUUCUCGUGGGCCCUUCGCCUUAGAUGCCCAACUAUUAAUCCACAAUGCACCCAUGCAGUGGUUUACUUACUUUAUUUAUUUUCAGACACUUAUAUCCCUCCUUUUCCUCCAAUGAGCUGAAGGUGGCAUACAUGGUUCACCCCUCCUCAUUUCAUCCCCACAACAACCCUGUGAAGUAGGCUAGUUGAGAGAGGCAGUGACUGGCCCAAGGUCCUCGCCUGACACUCCAACCACUUUACAGCACUGGUUCAGGAUGGAGGGAUAUUGCAACCUUGAAGGCAAAUGCCUCUUAGUUUCUACCCUUCUCUUUGGCCUUGGAGCACAGGCUUUUUAGUUCCACAGCUUUGGAAAGCCUUUUUGGUGGUUGACUCUUUUGCUGGCAGGUUUUGUUGGGAAGACAAUGGAAAUUGGGGCUUGACUGGAUAGCAACAUGCACAUAGAGUCAAGCCGUUUCUCCAGCUGCUGUAGAAAACCAUCCAGGGGCUCCUAUUGCAUUACAGCAUUUCCUUCCCCUACAUGUAAAGUCAGUCAAAAGCAGGAAGUGAGAAGUUGUGCCCCCCCCCCAUACAAGGAAUGAGCAGCUGGACUUUCCAAGCAUAAGGGGUAGGGAAAGGUUAUAGUUGGUUUUAGGAUUUGUUUGGGGUUUCCUCAAGCCUUUUAACCAGUGCUAUAAAUGGCCUUUGGGUAAAACUUGUUGCAAUAUAAGCUGCCCCCACUACCAUCGCUUAUUAUUUUUUUAAAAAAAGACAAUCAGUGGCAGGAAUCAAAAACACAAGGGCACAUUUACGCAUGUUUAGACCAUGCUAACCCUUGUGGCUUUCCUCUCAGGAAUCAUAGAUUCUUGAUACUCUUGCCCAAUAACUAACUAUCCCCAGGAUCCUUCCCUUGAAGGAAACCCCUCUAGAAAGCAGUGCUGGGUUGUGCAUAUGCCUUUGGGCUCAGCAGGAAUAAGUAGCAGAAGCUUAUCCAGCCUCAAGGAGGGAAAACAGGGCCCAGGAACAUGAGGGCAUUUAUUUAGUUAUUUAAAAUAUUUGUUUCCUGUUCUUGGUCAACAGUCCCAGAGCAGAGUACAUGAACUAUUUUAAAACACAGCACAGAAAAUAAAAACAUAUAAAAAUAUUCCCAACUAGGCAGGCCCUUGGGGUGUCAUACUCCAGCCCCUACUGUCCAGGAUCAGCUCCUCGUUGUAUUUGCAAGUUUUGAGGAGAAAGGCUUGUGUUGAUGGGGAUAAAGAGCUUCCUCCCCCAAAACAGCCCCAUAGGGGACUGGUCACAUCUCCUCCAUGGUACCACCUGUAUGAAAAAACAGGUAGGCUCUUGGAAGGUCCUGAUCCCGAAGUUUUGUCUGUGGCCCCCUCUGCUCCUCAAGGAUGUGAUGGAUCAUGUGAAGGUGCUGGGAUAUCUGCCCCUAGACUGUGCCUGUCCACAUUCGAUGCUGUAUCUACUGAAGUUCUACUCUGAGUAGAACUAGCACUGGAUAAGAGGCCAUUGUUCUAAUUGACCCAUACCGGUUGUUAAUUUAUUGAGGUCUUUCCAUUUCAAUUCAUCUCAGAACCCCUUUCAGAGUUUUGGGGAGGAACAGUUAGCAAGAAUUUGCCUUCGCAUUUCUCCUCAAGUUCCGCACAUUCAUGCCUUUGAAGCGGCCACUCUCCCUACUCGCUCUGCAUUACUGUAAGCCUGCUAUUGACGUGAAACCAGAAAGGCUCUUGUCCAUGCCACUCUGGGUUCCAAAGGAGCCAAUAUACCUUCCAUUUCCUUUCCCCAAACAGCUGCUGGACCACCCAGCCAAUUGUUCUUGCUGAAUCCCAAAUGCAUCCUUACCGUGUCCUGAUCUCAUGUCAGACACUCAGUUCUUUUUACUGAUGAAACACCACACGCACCCACCCACCCACAUCACCAAUCUUGCGCGUCACUGCGUUUCCACGCAAGCAAAGAGCUUGAAGUGGGGUUUGGCCCAAAGAGCAACAAGCAGCUUGCGAGGAGGUCUGUCUCGCCUCUCUGCUACUCUGCAGGCUUUGCACCUGACUUUCUCGCUCCUGACAGUGCGCACGUCAAGGGGUAUAUAUGUGUGCGUAGCCAGGCAUCUUUGCAUUUAAAUGGUUUGAUGUUGCCACAACCAGUCCAGACACACUCUCUGUUUGAUGUAAUCCUCUAAUCUCAGACUCUUUUAUUCUGUGUGCUUCCUUCUGAACUUUAAAUAUGAAUGACUGAAGGCUACCAGGACCCUCUUUUACUGUAGAUCAGCUUUUGCCAACC
Zootoca vivipara (common lizard) is the source of this 4050-nucleotide messenger RNA. RefSeq names its product NDRG family member 4 (gene NDRG4). The record is from RefSeq and is a predicted model, not a curated record. NCBI's taxonomy places the organism in Eukaryota, Metazoa, Chordata, Lepidosauria, Squamata, Lacertidae.